UUUACUGUCUGCAUUAACAAACACACACUGACACACGCACAGAGAGGCACAGACGAUUUCUACGCGUCCCGUUCGUUCGGCAAAUAACCUAUUAAGAAGGAAAAUGUGAAAGUCAACCUAUUUUCAACGGCAAUGGAGCAGAGGAGUUGCUGCAGUUUUAUUUCCCUCGUCUCUACCUUCUUUCUCAUCGCUUCCUCCUCUGCCUAUUCCCUCCCAACUUCACCUUUUCUCGGAAUUAAUCCACAAGAGGAGAAGUACUACACAUUGGAGGUGAUCAAGUGCAAGGACGGAUCAAAUUUCUUCACCAAAGACCGUCUCAACGACGGAUUCUGUGAUUGUGCCGAUGGCACUGACGAGCCUGGGACUUCAGCUUGUCCUGAGAGCAAAUUUUAUUGUAGAAAUAUAGGAACUACACCCCAGUUGCUGUUUUCUUCUCAAGUUAAUGAUCAGUUGUGUGAUUGUUGUGAUGGAAGUGAUGAGUAUGAUGGUGGCAUCAAUUGUCCAAACACAUGUGUCAAAGAUGGGAACAUUUUUAACAAUAAUGAUGAUCCUAAUUCAACAAAAACAGAUCGUGACGGUUUUGAUACAGCAGAUAUUAGAAGUAGUGUUAGCUUGGAGGAUUUAAUUCAGAAACUAAAAGAAUUGAAGAUCAUAGUUAUUGGAGAGGCUGUAUUUGUCAGUUGUCUGGUGGCCUUCCGACUAUUCCGGUGGCGUGUCAGGUCUAGGCGAAGACGGUACCAUUGAAGGGGUGAAGUCUGACGUUAGCUUGGUUAGUUGGGUGUGGCUAACUGCUUUGUUUUGAGGUUGAGGGUCUGUCUUUGAUGUCUUUCCAUUCUGGAUCUCCAAGUCUAACAAGAGCAGGAGGUUGACCACACCAGUUCAUCAAAUGGUACAAUUUAGUUUUAUGAUGUAAUAAGACGAGAACAAAGAACCACAUGGGGUACUUCAGGGGAGGCCUUUAGGUUUGAUAAUUCUCAUGCUAUGAUACCCAGAUACCUGUACAGGGGUGCUGUAUCAUGUUGGAUACUUCAACUUUUAGUGUAAAUUCCAUAUCCAAUACUAUGUCUAGUCAUGUCCGUACACCACCUGGCUCACAUAGUUCUCAUGGCAUAAAAAUUUUGUCCUAGUGAUAUAUAAUUUCGGUAUUACCUGAGCAUUGCAACACUUUUGGACUGAUGAACCUCCAAUAGAUCUUAGAGAUGUUAUUUGGAUAAUGUCAAAACACUCUGGAUAUUGUGUAGAUCUUCUUUGGGAUUUCACUUGAUUUUAGGCUAUUUCUAAAGUUCAAA
Messenger RNA from Nelumbo nucifera (sacred lotus), 1289 nucleotides. Its product is annotated as kinase C substrate, heavy chain-like protein. NCBI's taxonomy places the organism in Eukaryota, Viridiplantae, Streptophyta, Magnoliopsida, Proteales, Nelumbonaceae. Gene Ontology annotation, cellular component: glucosidase II complex. Gene Ontology annotation, biological process: N-glycan processing. The record is from RefSeq and is a predicted model, not a curated record.